This is a messenger RNA of Gryllus bimaculatus (two-spotted cricket), 678 nucleotides long. The record is from the annotation of a GenBank genome assembly. NCBI's taxonomy places the organism in Eukaryota, Metazoa, Arthropoda, Insecta, Orthoptera, Gryllidae.
UUAUAUUACUGCAUUAUUUAUUUUACAAUAUAUUUUUUAUACAACUAAUUUUCAACGUUAUUUUUAAAUAGUUUAUUCUGCUUUUGUGAUUGUUAUUUCCGAAAGUCCCCUUCACAUUUCGCACCUCGCGUUUGUAGUGGUAAGCUCAAAACUCAAACGGACAGGCAGUGUUGUGGUAGCGUGUCGGGCUUGACAGGGAAGUAGGGUAUGUGCAAUUAAUUAAAAAGUAUUAUUUAUUCCUCGGUGCUAUCAAGAAAAAUAUUGUCUAGUCUAUUUUGUGAGUGCGCGAGCUUUCUUAGUGCAAUAAUGGCAGUGUUUAAUUGUGGACUCGACCGGCGUUGGUGCAAGGACAGUACGGCUUUUACCGGCUUGAGUAACGAGAAAAAUACCAUGCCUUUUAUAUCAGCCAACGGUUAUUACGGCUACUUACCUGUGUAUGCGGACGAUAGUAAUGCAAUGGAAACAAAUGAUAUCACCGACAGCCUGGAAAAUCACCGCGUUGGAACUUUCCCAAACAUGACUGAAUCACCAUGCUCCGGAAAUACUAUGCAGCAUCUUUCAAAUCAUAGACCGAACGGAAGAUGUAUAGUCCAGAAAAUAACUGCACUCCCGAGAAAGCGAAAUUCAAGCGAAGAAGUGGAUGAAAACCACAAAAGAAUAAAGAAAGAAGGUCUUUAA